CACCCGCCCGCUGUCCGGGGGCCGCUGUUGACCGCCGCGGACCUGCUCCUGCUCGCAGCCCGGGGACGGGUGUGCUCGAAGUGAACCCUGCGGUCCUGACCCCGCGGCCGCGGGCGAGGCAGGGCAGAGCGGAAGCAGAGCGGGCGAGGGCUGCGGUACUGAACAGGCCCGGAGCUAUGGCAGCCCCAGCGACGCCAGGAGCCCAGGCUCCACCCGCCCCAGUAGCGCCUGGUGACCUCUCGGGGGAAGGGAGCCGGGGACUUCCUGACGCCCCGUCAGAGCCCAAGCAGCUUCCGCAGCUGAUCCGCAUAAAGCGAGAUGGAGGCCGCCUGAGCGAGGCGGACAUCAGAGGCUUCGUGGACGCCGUGGUGAACGGGCGCGCGCAGGGCGCACAGAUAGGGGCCAUGCUCAUGGCCAUCCGACUUCAGGGCAUGGAUCUGGAGGAGACCUCGGCACUGACCCAGGCACUGGCUGAGUCUGGACAGCAGCUGGAGUGGCCAAAGGCCUGGCACCAGCAGCUGGUGGACAAACAUUCCACAGGGGGUGUGGGUGACAAGGUCAGCCUAGUCCUGGCACCUGCCCUGGCUGCAUGCGGCUGCAAGGUGCCCAUGAUCAGUGGACGUGGCCUGGCACACACGGGGGGCACCUUGGAUAAGCUGGAGUCUGUCCCUGGAUUCAACGUCAUCCAGAGCCCAGAGCAGAUGCAGGAGCUGCUGGAGCAAGUGGGCUGCUGUAUCGUGGGGCAGAGUAAGAAACUGGUUCCUGGGGAUGGAAUCCUGUAUGCAGCCAGAGAUGUGACAGCCACCGUGGACAGCCUGCCACUCAUCACAGCCUCCAUCCUCAGUAAGAAAGUCGUGGAGGGACUGUCCGCUCUGGUGGUGGACGUUAAGUUCGGAGAGGCUGCCAUCUUCCCCGACCAGGAGCAGGCCCGGGAGCUAGCGACAGUGCUGGUGGGCGUGGGCGUGGGCCUGGGGCUUCGGGUCGCCGCAGCCCUGACCGCCAUGGACAAGCCCCUGGGCCGCAACGUGGGCCACACCCUGGAGGUGGAGGAGGCGCUGCUGUGCAUGGACGGCGCCGGGCCGUCGGACCUCCGGGACCUGGUCACUAAGCUCGGGGGCGCCCUCCUCUGGCUCAGCGGACGGGCCGAGACGCAGGCCGAGGGCGCUGCGCGGGUGGCCGCGGCGCUGGAUGACGGCUCGGCCCGGGACCGCUUCGAGCAGAUGCUUGCGGGGCAGGGCGUGGACCCGGGCCUGGCCCGAGCGCUGUGCUCCGGGAGCCCCGCUCAGCGCCGGCAGCUGCUGCCCCGCGCCCAGGAGCAAGAGGAACUGCUUUCACCUGCGGACGGCACGGUGGAGCUGAUCCAUGCGAUGCCGCUGGCUCUCGUGCUGCACGAGCUCGGAGCUGGACGCAGCCGCGCGGGGGAUCCGCUCCGCCUGGGGGUGGGCGCCGAGCUGCUGGUCGACGUGGGCCAGAGGCUGAGCCGCGGGACGCCCUGGCUCCGCGUGCACCGGGACGGCCCCCCGCUCAGUGGCCCGCAGCGCCGGGCCCUGCAGGAGGCGCUCGUGCUCUCAGACCGUGCGCCCUUCGCCGCCCCCUCGCCCUACGCCGAGCUCAUCCUGCCGCCGACCGCCGCGCAGCAAUAAAGCCCUACAGCCGCAAA
Messenger RNA from Lemur catta (Ring-tailed lemur), 1660 nucleotides. It is a transcript of the gene TYMP, whose product is annotated as thymidine phosphorylase. The transcript has 10 exons. The coding region runs from base 177 to 1643 and encodes 488 amino acids. Lineage: Eukaryota; Metazoa; Chordata; Mammalia; Primates; Lemuridae. The record is from RefSeq and is a predicted model, not a curated record. Gene Ontology annotation, biological process: pyrimidine nucleoside metabolic process; pyrimidine nucleobase metabolic process. Gene Ontology annotation, cellular component: cytosol. Gene Ontology annotation, molecular function: 1,4-alpha-oligoglucan phosphorylase activity; pyrimidine-nucleoside phosphorylase activity.